Cladophialophora psammophila CBS 110553 is the source of this 1335-nucleotide messenger RNA. RefSeq lists its product as uncharacterized. The transcript has 3 exons. Gene Ontology annotation, molecular function: oxidoreductase activity, acting on the CH-CH group of donors; flavin adenine dinucleotide binding. The coding region runs from base 1 to 1335 and encodes 444 amino acids. Lineage: Eukaryota; Fungi; Ascomycota; Eurotiomycetes; Chaetothyriales; Herpotrichiellaceae. The record is from RefSeq and is a predicted model, not a curated record.
AUGUCGUCCCCGAACAACAACAUCAUCCCCUUCUCCGAGCCGGCCUGGCUUGCGGGCCUGCCCUCGCCGUACUACAAGGAGACGCACAAGCGGUUCCAGAAGGCGUGCCGGGCGUUCCUGGAGGAACACCUGCUGCCGUACGCGAUGGAGUGGGAGCGCGAGGAGACGGUGCCGGACCACCUGUUCCACACGUUCCGAAAACACAACAUGCUGAUCCCCAACCUGCCGGCGCCGCUGCCUGUCGAGUGGUUAACGAGGGUGGGCAUCUACGACAUCCUGGGCACCCCGAUCCAAGAGUGGGACUACCUGCACACGGGCAUCUACCUGGACGAGAUGGGACGGGCCGGCGUCUGUGGUCCGGGCGCCUCCAUGACAGCCGGUCACGCAUUUGGUAUCCCGCCCAUCAUCAAGUUCGGAAGCAAGGCUCUGCACGAGAAGUUCCUUCCCGAUCUACUUCCGGGCAAGAAACGAGCAUGUAUCGCCAUUACCGAACCUGGUGCUGGAAGUGACGUGGCGAACAUUGCUACGACGGCAGUGAAGAGCGCAGACGGAAAGCACUACAUUAUCAAUGGACAAAAGAAAUGGAUCACCAACGCGUUCUGGUCAGACUACGCCACAAUGGCUGUGCGCACGGGUGGUCCCGGCGCGUCAGGGCUGAGCAUGAUCGUGUGCCCGCUGAAAGGCUACCCAGGUGUGACAAUGCGUCGGCUCAAGGUGGCGGGCCAAAUCAGUGCCGGCACCACCUUCAUCGAGCUGGACGAUGUCAAAGUUCCCGUGGAGAACCUCAUUGGCGAGGAAGGCAUGGGCAUGCGCUACAUCAUGACCAACUUCAACCACGAGCGGCUGACGAUCGCGGUGGGCGUGACGAGACAGUCACGCGUGGCCUUGUCGGCGGCCUUUGAGUAUGUCAUGAAGCGCGAGGCGUUCGGCAAGGCCCUAAUCGAGCAACCCGUGGUGCGGCACCGGCUGGCCAAGGCGGGGGCCGAGCUGGAGACGAUGCAAGCGUGGGUCGAGCAGUUCCUCUACCAAAUGACGCAGCUCAGCAAGCCCGAGGCCGACGCCAAACUGGGCGGGCUGACGGCACUGGCCAAGGCCAAGGCCGGGAUGGUGUUCAACGAGUGCGCGCAGACGGCGGUGCUGCUUUUUGGAGGGAACGGGUUCACGCGCACGGGCCAGGGCGAGAUCGCAGAGCGCAUCUACCGCGAGGUCCCCGGCGCCAGGAUCCCUGGCGGCAGUGAGGAUGUCAUGUUGGAUUUGGCCAUCCGCCAGCUGGUCAAGAACUACCGAAAUGCGACCAAGGCGUUGGAGCGGCCGAGUGGGAGCAGUAAGCUGUAG